AAAGAAGAGAGAGUCAUCAUGUAAAUAUAUAUUUAAGAUCAAAUGGAAAAGCUAAUCUGGCACAUUUAAGCUCUGCUUAAAUAUAUGAAGAUGGUGAAAGCAAAUCAAUUCCAGGAGUACACAGAAGGAAAAAUAUCCAGACACUACAAGUUUACAAUUUAGAAGUUCACUCCCGUAUACGGCAAUACUUCCAUAUGAGCAGACAUAGUAUGCUUCGUAUCUUCUGCACUGAAAUUCUUCAUGCAAUCCAUAAGAACAAAGGAGUGCUGCAAGAAAUUUAAAUAAAUACUACUUGCCACAUUAUCAAUAAUAAUAGAGGAUGAAACUGACUUAUAUCUAAAUUAGAAUAUACAUCACUGGAAACUACAUGAAAGUUAAUUAUGAAGCAAUCCAGCCUAAACUCAAAACUAUCACUCUGCUCUGCUACCAUGCCUAAGACCGGACAUCUGCAUUAUUUGCAACUAUUGAUCAUUCUCCCUUGUUAUUGCAAAUGCACAAAUCAACUAUUCGAGGUUGUAAGGGUGACUACCUCUAAUUAGGUAAAAAUAACUUACAUAUAUUCCCACUUUUCUACUCUCUUACCACUCAUCAAAUCCCAAUGAACAGGCUUAGGACUAUCUUUUAAACAAAAAGGCAGGAAACAAAGCAGAAAUGUCCACGGGAUGGGGAUUUUGUUCUUUCUUCUUCCAGCAAUUCAUAUCCAUUUUCAAAGUUAAUCUUUUAUUGAUAGUUAUUGCUUCAAAUGACUACCGCCAUUCUAGCAGAGCAUUCAGUUCUGGACUUAGUUGUAAUUGUAACCGAUCACAAAGACUUCAGGAAAUCAUCAGCCGUCAUGAUAAUGAAAAAAUUGAUACUGUGAAGAAAACAGCUUCGCAAGAGGUCACCAUGGUGUAUAAAUUGCUGAAGUACACGUGUAAUCUAGCAGUUAUCACAAAGCAUGUUUGGGCUAAAAAUAAUGUAAGCACAAUAAAAAGCAGAAAAUAAUAAUGGUCAUUCAAAUGCACACUGAGUGGUCCAACUACACACGUUACAUGUACAGCAUGUCCAGACCUACAAGUUUAAGCAUAGAGAAGCAACAAAAAAAUAAUAAACUAUCUCUUCCAAGUUCCAAAGACGUAUCCCUCAUAUUGAAACCAUUAUUCUAAGGUUUG
Molecule: messenger RNA, 1151 nt
Organism: Ilex paraguariensis (yerba mate)
Lineage: Eukaryota; Viridiplantae; Streptophyta; Magnoliopsida; Aquifoliales; Aquifoliaceae
Source: the annotation of a GenBank genome assembly